Molecule: messenger RNA, 627 nt
Organism: Sitophilus oryzae (rice weevil)
Lineage: Eukaryota; Metazoa; Arthropoda; Insecta; Coleoptera; Curculionidae
Product: probable RNA-binding protein EIF1AD
Exons: 1
Coding region: 88-627 (179 amino acids)
Biological process (GO): translational initiation
Cellular component (GO): nucleus
Molecular function (GO): RNA binding; translation initiation factor activity
Source: RefSeq, a predicted model, not a curated record
AUCGCAGUCAGUUACCCCUGUUAGUCAACAAGUUCCUUGUGCUUUAUUUUGACUAAAUAAAGUUAAGUCCAGGAAAAUACAGCCGAAAUGUCUAGAGCCGUAAGACGUAAACACGUGUUGCUGGAAGUGUUUCAAGAUGGAUUUUCCACACCUACUGAAGAUCAGCGUAUUGUAAAAGUAUUGAGUAGUCCAGGUAAUAAUCUACACGAAGUUGAAGAUUCAGAUGGAAGCAAGUUUCUUGUCUCCAUGCCGCCAAAAUUUCGCAGAACUAUGUGGGUUAUAAGAGGAGGUUACAUUCUGAUCGAACCGAUAAAAGAAGGUAAAAAAGUCAAAGGAGAAAUCGUGAGGAUACUUACCAAGGAGCAGAUUGAACACUUCAAAAAAGAGAACGUAUGGCCCAAUGAAUUUAAAGCAAAUAAAAAUGAAGAGGAAAAUACCGAUGAUAUAUUGGUAAAUAGAAACAGACCUGUUAUUGAUAGUGACACUAGCAGUUCCAGCGAUAGUGAAGAUUCGUCUAGUGAAGAGGAUAGUGAGCCUGAAUUUGUAAAUAGAAAUAGACCUGUGAUUCAAAGUGAUAGUAGCAGUUCCGACGAUAGUGAUGAGUUGUUUAGUGAAGAAGAUAUCUGA